Molecule: messenger RNA, 6714 nt
Organism: Colius striatus (speckled mousebird)
Lineage: Eukaryota; Metazoa; Chordata; Aves; Coliiformes; Coliidae
Gene: MCF2L
Product: MCF.2 cell line derived transforming sequence like
Exons: 33
Coding region: 1064-4627 (1187 amino acids)
Biological process (GO): intracellular signal transduction; positive regulation of Rho protein signal transduction
Cellular component (GO): extrinsic component of membrane; cytoplasm
Molecular function (GO): guanyl-nucleotide exchange factor activity; protein binding
Source: RefSeq, a predicted model, not a curated record
UUUCUUCUGAGACCUCUCUGCUCACAUAUUCUGGAAACAGGCUUUGCCUUUGAGAGACUCGGUCCUCGAAGUGCAGGGGGUGGAAGAGGAGGUGGAUUCACAGCGAGAGUCUGACUUAGGGCAAACAAACUGGAAGUUUUGAAUUGACAACACUGUGUUCACAACGAUAUUUUCAUUUGCUGGCAUGAGCCUAGCACUGGCCUCUGAGGAAUACAGGGUGCUGCAGACACAGAUGUAGGAAAUGCAGCAAGUGUCAACGUGAGAUUUCUGCCCUUGGAGUGCUGAGUUGUGAACUUACAAAUGAGACGAUGAAGUUAUAAGGAAGACCUUCAACUUGCCCUUCUUCAGGAGAAACCUCAGAUGCCUCUUUGCAACAACUGAACAUCCAGGUUAAGGAGAAGGAUGCGGAGACAGAGGUGAUAGUACCAGCUGCUUGGGUUGAGCAGCAGCUUUGGAUUGCCGUGUGCAGCUGGAGCGCACGAACAAACGGGAUGUUUUGUGGGGGCUUUUCCUCAUUGGAAUCAGCUCAGGGCUGUUAGUUUGGCAACAGUUAUUUUUAAUGAAAGACUGAAAAACAGAAGUUUUCACACUUUUAUUUCAUGUCCUAGUCUGACUUGCUUACGUGAGAAGCUGUGCCUCCUUUAUUCAUACUAAUCACACUGAAAGCUGACUGAAAGCCGUGGCAAGAUGUCCUGUCUGCUGGGUGCAGCGUGCUAGAAACUUUGAGGGUCUUGCAGCUUCAUGAAGUAACUGUCUUGUCAUUUUCAGUCCGUUAAGUACAACAGAUUUUCUUUUUUUCUUUCUAGUAAAACUAGCUAUUGGUUUCUGAGGAAAAGCACAUAUAACACAAAUAACUGCACUGCAUCCAUUUCCAGCUCUUUAAAUCUGCAUCCUUUUUAAAUCUUUUUUGGUAACAUUUGAAUUUGACAAAGAAAUUUUAUGUUCCAUUGACAUUUAAAAACAAAACCAGAGUGUCUCUUAUUGCAUUAGAAGAGUGUCAUUCUGAAGAGCUGAUUUCUUAAAUUUGAUAAAUAACUUGGUGAAGAUAGAGGGAUACACAUCCAUGUCUCAACGCCGUGUUUUAAGGGAAGGACAUGAAAGUCAUUUUAGGAUCCUACCAAGAUUCAUCCAGAUCCUUCAUGGCAGACGGCACUUGCGAAGUAACCAACGCCAAAUAUGCUCUGAUGAAAUCAUGCAUCAGGAUAUCAUUCCCCUUUAUGCUGCAGAUAUUCAGGACCAGUUAAAGAAACAAUUUGCUUACCUGUCAGGUGGAAGAGGAGGAGAUGGAUGCCCCGUUAUCACCUUUCCAGACUAUCCAGCUUUCAGUGAGAUCCCAGAGAAGGAGUUCCAGAAUGUCCUGACCUACCUGACGAGUAUCCCAAGUCUACGAGAUGCUGGAAUUGGAUUUAUUCUUGUCAUAGAUCGCAGACAGGACAAAUGGACCUCCGUGAAAGCUUCUAUACUGCGGAUAGCAGCAUCUUUUCCAGGAAACCUGCAACUAGUCCUCGUUCUGCGCCCAACAGGAUUUUUUCAUCGAGCACUCUCAGACAUUGCUUUCAAAUUCAACAGAGAUGAGUUAAAAAUGAAAGUACCUAUCAUAAUGCUGGGCUCAGUAUCAGAACUGCAGGGUUACAUUGAUAAAACACAAUUAACAGAAGAUCUUGGUGGCACUCUGGAUUACUGCCAUAACAGAUGGCUGUCCCGUCGCACUGCUAUAGAAGGUUUCGCUCAAAAGGUUAAGGAAACAGCUCAGAUUCUUCAGUCCUUUGGGACGGAGCUGGCUGAAACAGAACUACCAAAUGAUGUGCAAUCAACCAGCUCCCUUCUUGCAACACACACAGAAAAGAAAGACAAAAUGAAGGAGGAUAUCAAAUUAGCAGUAGAACAGGGAGAUGAUAUCCUUGGAAGUAUUACAAAACCAGUUACUGAGAAUCCUGAAUACAAACUGAAUCAAGAUCAGCUAGACAAUCAAACAACAGUAGAAAGGCUUCUGGCUCAAUUGCAUGAAACAGAGUCUGCCUUUGAUGAGUUUUGGAUUAAGCAUCAGCAAAAACUUGAGCAGUGUCUGCGCCUUCGGAAUUUUGAACAGAAUUUCAGAGAGGUCAAAGCAGCUUUGGAUAUUGUGUCCGAGAGACUGUCUGCUUUCACGGAUGUGGGAAACAGCUAUUCACAUGUGGAGCAUAUUUUGAAAGAUCUUGCCAACUUUGAAGAAAAAUCACAUGAAACUAUAGCAAAAGCCAGAAUGCUGGCCUCAGAGGGUGAUGAAUUUAUUCAAAGCAAUCAUUAUGCUGUGGAUUCUAUUAUUCCAAAAUGCAGUGAACUUCAUCAUCUCUGUGAUGUCUUCACCACUGCAGCAGAAGGGAGGAGGAACCUUCUUAACAAAUCUCUAGAACUGCAUGGCUUACUAGAAAAGUCUAUGAAGUGGUGCGAUGAAGGAAUUUAUCUGCUGGCUUCGCAGCCUGUAGAUAAGUGUCAGUCUCAGGAUGGUGCAGAAUCAGCAUUACAGGAGAUUGAGAAAUUCCUGGACACUGGUGCAAGCAAUAAAAUCAAAGAGUUGAAUAAAAUUUACAGAGAGUAUGCACAUAUCCUCAAUGAGGACCUAAAGGAGCAUGUGCAAAAGGUUUUCCAGAAGCAAGAAAGUAUGGAAGAAAUGUUUCAAAAGAGACAAGUAAGUCUUAAGAAGCUGGCAGCUAAGCAGACACGUCCUGUUCAGCCAGUUGCACCAAGACCUGAAGCUUUUGUAAAAUCACCUUGUACCUCUCCAGGUCUUCAAAGAGAAUACAUACCCAACUCUGAAAGCAGUGCACUCCGAAGGGUAAACUACAGAAGAGGAAAGAGUGAAAUGACUGAACUUCAUCAAAGCAGAGGAGGCUCCACAAUGGAUGAUGAAGAAAAUCUAGCUGUGUUACGACAGCAUGUGAUUAAUGAACUUAUUGAGACAGAACGAGCAUAUGUGGAAGAACUUCUCUGCGUUCUUGAGGGUUAUGCUGCGGAGAUGGAUAACCCCUUAAUGGCUCACCUCAUUUCACCAGAACUCCAAAAUAAGAAGGAUAUCUUGUUUGGGAAUAUGGAAGAAAUUUAUCACUUCCACAACAGAAUAUUUUUGAGAGAACUAGAAAACUACGUAGAAUACCCAGAACUAGUAGGACGGUGCUUUCUGGAUCAGAUGGAAGAUUUCCAGAUUUAUGAAAAAUACUGUCAAAAUAAACCUCGAUCUGAAAGUCUAUGGAGGCAGUUUUCAGAUUCUGUAUUCUUUCAGGAAUGUCAAAGGAAACUUGAUCACAAGCUCAGUUUGGACUCAUACUUGCUGAAACCUGUUCAAAGAAUAACCAAAUAUCAGUUAUUGCUAAAGGAAAUGCUGAAGUACAGUAAGAACUGUGAAGGUGCUGAAGAUCUUCAGGAGGCAUUAACUUCUAUACUGGGUAUUCUCAAAGCAGUUAAUGAUUCUAUGCACCAGAUAGCCAUUACAGGCUACGAUGGAAACCUGAAUGAGCUAGGCAAACUCUUAAUGCAGGGAUCUUUCAAUGUCUGGACUGAUCAUAAAAAGGGUCACUCGAAGGUGAAAGAUUUGGCACGCUUCAAGCCAAUGCAGCGCCACCUCUUCCUCCAUGAGAAAGCAGUGCUGUUCUGUAAAAAGCGAGAGGAAAAUGGGGAGGGAUAUGAGAAAGCACCUUCUUAUAGCUACAAGCACUCCUUAAAUAUGGCAGCAGUUGGAAUAACAGAGAACGUCAAAGGUGAUGCAAAAAAAUUUGAAAUCUGGUAUAAUGCAAGGGAAGAAGUUUACAUUAUACAGGCACCAACCCCUGAAGUAAAAGCUACCUGGGUAAAUGAGAUAAGAAAAGUGCUGACGAGUCAACUGCAAGCAUGCAGAGAAGCUAGUCAGCACAGGACACUAGAACAAACACAGAGUUUACCUCUACCAGCAUCAUCUUGUACAAGUCCUUCACGCAACCAUAUUAGAAACACCAAAAAAAUGGAGGAGAGAAAAGUUGAUCUUGCAAGUCUAGAAGGUUAUGGAACCACAGCAGCACCCAAGUACCCAGAGAAAGGCAAAGAAACUCCACCUCCUUCUGCUAAAAGCCAGACAUUGCCAAUGAUCCUUCUUACAGGACCAGCUUCUCCUACCAGUCCUGACAAAAAAGCUAAACGACAUGAAGUAGUGAGUGACCCAACUCCUUUUGGUUUAAGAGGUUGGGCUAAAACCUCUCAUUCUCUUGAUGCAUCUGAAGAAAAUGACGGCUGGUCUAGUGCUGAAGAUCCACUGAAUUCCUCAGAUGCGGAGGAAGAAGGAGGAGGAGGGGGAGGCGAGAUGAAGCUGACUCCUGGUAAAUACACAGUUGUGACUGAUUAUGAGAAAGGAGUUUCUGAAGAAUUUACAGUGAAAAGUGGAGAUGUAGUUCAACUGAUUCGUGAAGGAGAGGAUGGACUUUGGUAUGUAAAGAACCUGAGCACUGGUAGAGAAGGUUGGAUCCCAGCAAACAAUCUCCUGAUGCUCAUAGGCAAUUCAAAAUCGGCUCAAUCUUUAAGCAGCUCUGAAUCAGGGACUGCCUCCAGCACUUUGAGCACAUCAUCAAGUUGCAGUGAUAGCAAUGCCAGCAGCACCAGCUUCUCGGACAUUAAGGGCUGACACUAAAUAUUCACCUCAAUGGAAGGUUCUCCCAGAAGAUCCCAAUGAAAAGUGCAUGGAAUGUGAAAUAGUAAAUAAAAAAUAAACAGUUUGAAAUAGGAUCUUGUAGAGGCUUCUGCUCUGAAAUCUGAAGCUGCAGAGCUGUUAGCAUGAAACACAUUUUCUCCCUUGAUCCACAAUCAGAUUUCUGCAGAACUGUGUCAUUUUGUAAGAGCCAGAAUAUGAAUGUGAGCAAACAAAAUGUGUUGGGUGCUAAAUCCUCAGUGCAAACUAAUUACAGAGCAAUCACUGUGCAGGAUACAUAUGAGGAAAGUAAAUACAAGUUUACAAUUUAUCCUCCCUGAAGAAACCCUGUCUCCAAGGUCUUAACCUCAGUCAGUGCAGUGAAUGGGACUCUUAGAGCAACCAGGAAGGAGGUUUGAUCCAGUCCUUUCUCUUCUCUUGGGUCUCCAGGAUAUUCCUCUCCCCAGAGGCAGACAUUGGCCAAUUCACUGACCACAACAGCAUAAAAAAAUCCUAUUCUUUUAUCCUUUCCAACCUUUUAAUCAAUGGUGCAAUGGAAUACCUAUUUUCUGAGGUAUUUUGGCCUCACAACCAAAUUCUUUACCAAGAUCACUGUGUUUACAUAACCUUGACAAUUUAGUAGUGUCUGUUUUCCUCACAGGGGUGCACAAUAAACUCAAAUGUUCUUAUUCACUAAAACAUUUCUUAAUAAAUGGUAAUGGCACGGUUACCUUCAGCUCUCACAAUUAACAUGCAUUUAGAGGCAGAGGAAACUACUGUGGCUGCAUUCUGGGUCAAGAGCAUUCCUUCAGACAAACCUAUGAGGGAUAGAAAUCAGACAUAAUUUUAGUCAAUAGUCUUUGUUGCAAAUUUAUUCCAAGAGUAAGAAAACAAUGACAUAAUUUUUCUAUAAAAGGAGAGCACAGGAGAAAAUAAAUCUGUAUUACAGAAGAGUCAGAUUUAUGCUACAGACAAGUACUUUAAUUUUUUUAAAGAAGUGAUGCUAAACUUGCCAUUUUCCAAAGUAUGAUGUAAGCCAACGUUGUAAAUUUCUAUAAUCAGGACAUUCUUUGCAUGUCAUCCUUACAAACAGUCCAAAACUAUGUGCAUGUAUGGAAUAUUGUAUUAAUUCCUAUCCGUCUCUCAAAUGUUUUUUACCUAUGUGGAAACAGGUUUUUAACUGAUUCAUGUACUGUAUUACUUCAAAAAGAACGUGGACAUUAAGAGCAUAAUUUUUCAGGAGCACUAAGCACAGCAGAUGAUGUCAACGGGAGCUGCUGUUAGUCAUCAGAUCCUCUGACAACUGAGCCCUGAAGUUCUAUCUUUAUGCCAGAAUUUGAUAUUUUCGAGGCUGCAGCUUAGAAAACUUAUGCAACAGAUAGGUCAAAGGAUGAUCUUACUCUUGGGUUUCAAAAGCAACCCUGCUCCAGAUGCAAUCAAAAUGCAGCUGACUCUGUAGUCAGUACAAACUGAAACAUAAAUAUGCACACGCAUGUGUAUGCGCAUACAUAUGUGCAUGUAUGUGCUUGUGUGUGUAUAUAUGUGCGUGUAGAUAUGUAUAUGUGUGUAGAUAUAAUGUAUCAAUGUAAAAGAUGUAUUUAUAGUCUUCAUGCUGCUGAAUGUGUCACUUUACAAUUCAUAAAUACUUAGGUUUCUUGCAAUACUGCAAUAUAAAGGCUGAUCAGGGUUUUACUUCAGGCAUCUUUUCCAAUGCAGAAAUCCUCUGAUCUGUUUUUUUAUCCCAUAUAAUACUGUGCUGACCAGGAAUAUUUAGUCUGAUAUUUAACAAUGGAAUGGCAACAUGAGAUUCAGCUUAUCUUCGUCUAUGUAAGUUAUUUUGUAAAUUAUCUGUAACAUAAUUUACUUAUAUAUUGAUGUCAUUGCCAGGAGGAGACUGUCCUUUCACUUUUCACUGCAGCCUUGUUUGUGUUAUUUCGAUGGUUUUCCCCACGUCAUUGCACUUUAAUACAACCCAUUUCACCAUUUCCCUUUUUUACUGCUGUUGUGAAUUAAAAGUUCAAAGUCAGAGGUCUCUACUGUAAUUAAUUUGAAUAAAUUUCAGCACUUCUUACUGAAUGCCUUUA